Episyrphus balteatus (marmalade hoverfly) is the source of this 3023-nucleotide messenger RNA. It is a transcript of the gene Ndf, whose product is annotated as cytokine-like nuclear factor N-PAC. The record is from RefSeq and is a predicted model, not a curated record. The transcript is spliced from 10 exons. The coding region runs from base 463 to 2076 and encodes 537 amino acids. NCBI's taxonomy places the organism in Eukaryota, Metazoa, Arthropoda, Insecta, Diptera, Syrphidae. Gene Ontology annotation, molecular function: NADP binding; oxidoreductase activity, acting on the CH-OH group of donors, NAD or NADP as acceptor; NAD binding.
AAACGCGUCAAAAGAGACAACCCACAAGACAAAACCAGUCCAAAGAAUUUUCAUUAUUUUCCAAUUAAAAAACUAUUCAUCUUUAAAUAUAAAUUCACACUAAACUUAUCAUUUAUUUGUUUAUUAUUUGAUUAUUACAUCAAUUUGCAUGUUAUAACUCAUAUUUUUAUUCAAGAAAAAAUAAAAAAACGAAAAAAAAAUAAAAUACAAGUAAUUUCCUACAAUUCAAAUAAAGCGAGAUAGACUGAUUAAGUAAAACGACUUGACUCUUUCUAUCCUCUACUCCUCUUCGGCUUUAUUUAACUCAGUAAAGUGUUCCGAGUGGGUUGCCGUUUUCGUAUUCGUUUCGUUUAGCUCGCUGUCGUCGUCGUUUUCGUUGUGUAGAGCAAAUAAAAAAACGAAGAAAUUUUAUUUUUAAUAAAAUUAAAAAUUGCUCGCAAACGCAAAGCAAAAUCCAAAAUAAUGUCCGAACCGAUUAUUUACAAACCCAAAGAUUUAAUAUGGGCCAAAAUGAAGGGAUUCACACCCUGGCCAUCGAUGAUUGUUGAACCCCCAGAGGAGAUGCUACAUCAGCCCCGAAGGAAUGUUCCAUGUAAAUGUGUUUUCUUUUUUGGCUCUAGAAACUAUGCAUGGAUUGAGGAACAUAAUAUUAAACCAUUCGAGGGCCCAUACAAAGACGAACUUAUGCGCCCAAACAAGCCAAAUUCCUUUAAAUUGGCUCUGCAAGAAAUUUUAGCCUACAUUGAUAAUCCAGUUGAUAUUGAUGCUGAAAUUAAAGCAGCUUCUGUUGCUUCCGCUCCCAAUUAUGCCAGUGAUGCUGAUUUCGAUAAGAUUCGCGAUGGUCUUGAAACAGCCGAUUCAACCAAUGAUUUAGGUGAACCACCAAAACCACCAAAAAAAGCAACAAAAGCUAAAUCUCGAGCAAAGUCCUCCAUAUCGGCAACUAAAUCUGCAACAAAACGUCGCAGCAGUGCAAGCAAAGCAUCCGAAAGCAAAAGGAAACGAGUUGAAUCAGAAGCCACAGAGGCUACAUCGUCACGUAGACGAGUAAAUACUGACGCUUUGUCGCACAUUGGCAGUUUGUCGCGUCGCAAUAUGAGCUCAACAGUUGCUCUACUUGAUCGACCAAUUAUAAGUCGGCCAGAGGCACAAGCAAUUGAUAUGAAUGUUCGAUCGGCAACUUUAUCCGAACGGGAUAUAACACCAUCGAAUUUGACUUUUGGAUUCCUUGGUUUGGGAAUUAUGGGAUCGACUAUUGUAAAGGAUUUAAUAUGCACAGGCCAUAAAGUGGUCGUAUGGAAUAGAACAAUGUCAAAGUGUAAACCAUUCGCUGAAGCUGGUGCUGAAGUUAAGGAAACUCCAAUGGACGUUGUCGAUGCUGCGGAUAUUACAUUCUGUUGUGUAUCGGAUCCAAAAGCAUCGAAAGAUUUGGUAUUUGGCAACUGCGGGGUUUUGCAAGGAAAAGACCUUAACAACAAGGCAUACGUGGAAAUGUCCACUAUUGAUCCAGAAACUUCACAAGAUAUCGCAGAAGGUAUCGCACAAUGUGGAGGUAGAUACCUAGAGGUUCAAAUUCAUGGCACAAGGCAAGAAGCCGAAGAUGGUAUGCUUAUAAUUUUAGCUGGCGGUGAUCGCACUGUUUUUGAAGAGUGUCAUUCAUGUUUUAAAACUAUCGCCAAAAAUACAUUCUUUUUAGGGGAUGUUGGAAAUGCUUGCAAAGUGAACCUUAUUCUUCAAACAAUACUUGGUGUGAGCCUUGUUGGCUUUUCAGAAGCUUUAGCUCUCGCGGAUCGCUUCUCCAUAUCAUUGAAGGAUAUCAUUGAUAUAUUUGAAUUGACGUCAAUGAAAUCGCAGCUUUUACUCGAAAAAGGAAAAGAAAUGGCGAAGGGUGAUUUCAACCCACAACAGCCUUUAAUGCACAUGCAAAAAGAUCUACGUUUGGUUUUGGGAAUGGCAGAGAAUCUUGAUCAAUCAAUGCCCGUUACAGCUAUAACAAAUGAAGUGUUCAAGCAUACAAAGCGUCUGGGUUAUAGCGAACAUGAUUCGAGUGCUGUAUUUGUAAGGUCCCGGUUUUAACGUUUAGCUAAUCCUUAUGAUGAUUUAAACAUUCAUUUUGCCCAACCACAACCACAACAACAACAAACUCAAACCACAACAACAACAACAACAACAAAUCCCCCAAAUACAACAAUAACUACCCAAAGUCCUAAUUCAAGUCCGCUGAAUCCGAAUGCAUCCCCAAAUGAAGAAAUAAAUAUUAAAAAAGAAAAUCUUGAAAAUUAGGCAAACAUAAAAUCAAUCCAAAUCCUCCCCCACAUCAAAAACUUAAAUACAAAACAAAAAAACUAAACUAAAAUUUCAUUUUAUUAAAAUUUUGAUUUAAAACAAUUUCUUUUAACUCUUUUUAUUAUUCUCCUUAUUUUUUAUUUUUAACUAAUUUGUAUCCUUCUCACAAUUUCCUCUUUCAUCCUAAUAAACAAAAUAAAAAAAACCAAACAAGUUAUCAACAAAAAAUAAAUACCUAUAAGAAGAAAAAGAACAGACAACCAUAAAAAUAGCGAGAAGGACAAGCAAAGAAAAUUAUUAUAACAAGAAAAAGAAUAUUAUAUAAAAAUUGUAUAAAAAUAAAAUAUUUUUGGGGAACAAAAGAAAAACAAAAUUUUAAAGAAAAAGAAUGAAAGAAAAGAAAACCCUCGCUAGAAAUAUUAUACAUACAUUUAUUAAUUAAUUAUUAUUUUUUUUUCUCCCUUUCAUUUAUCGUCGAUGCAUUAUAUAAAUAAUUUACUAUAUUUAUAGAUUAAAGGAAAAGAAAAUUAAUAAUUUCGUAUACAACUAUUCUGUUACAUUUUAUUGAUUUUUAAUAAUUAUUAUUAACGAAGACAAGAAAAAGUAAAAAUUAAAAAUUGCGCAUAAUACAAAAAUAAAGGUGUAAUGAAAAGUAAACGUACGUGCAUAUAUAUAUAGAGAAAGACUAUGUAUCGUGUAAAUGGUUAUUAAUUAUAUUAUAAUCUGUGUAAAACACU